Messenger RNA from Gaeumannomyces tritici R3-111a-1, 1255 nucleotides. RefSeq names its product type 2A phosphatase activator TIP41. Gene Ontology annotation, cellular component: cytosol. Bases 35 to 964 code for a protein of 309 amino acids. The transcript has 2 exons. Gene Ontology annotation, biological process: TOR signaling. NCBI's taxonomy places the organism in Eukaryota, Fungi, Ascomycota, Sordariomycetes, Magnaporthales, Magnaporthaceae. The record is from RefSeq and is a predicted model, not a curated record.
AAACCAAAAAAAAAAACCCCAACCAAACGACAACAUGGCCCUCCACGUGACAUCGACGCGCGAGCCCUUCCCGACGCCGUCGCUCCUGGGCCAGGCGACGCGGACGCACCGGACGGCGGCGGCGCAGGGCGGCGGCGGGCAGCUGCAGCUGUUCGAGGUGUCGUCGCGCAAGCUGCCCAUCUCCAAGAGCGGCGCCAUCGACGACAUGUGUGAGCGCGUCGGCGUCCCCAUCCCCGAGAUGAUCUUUGGCGACAACCUCGUGUCGGUCCGCCACCCGGCCUCGGGCUGGGCGCUCGAGUUCGCGGCCGAGGCGGCCCUGGACCGGGUCGAGAAGACGGACAGGGGCAUGCUGCGCGUCGCGCACGCGGGCGAGUGGUCGUCGUCCCGGGAGCUCGGGGCCGCGAGCGCCGCGGGGAUCCGCCAGGUCGUCAAGCCGUUCGACUGGAGCUACAGCUCCGACUACCGCGGCAGCGAGACGGCGGGGGGCAGCGGCGGCGACGGGGGCGAGGAGCAGCAGAAGAAGCGGUUGGGCGGCGGCAGCAGCAGCGGCAGCAGUGAGCCGCUCAAGCCCAUACCGCUCGAGCUGCUCAAGCGCCGCGACCCCAUCCUCUUCUUUGACGAGGUGGUGCUGUACGAGUCGGAGCUGGACGACAACGGCAUCUCGCUCUACAGCGUCAAGGUGCGCGUCAUGGAGCACCGCAUGCUGCUGCUCGCCCGCCUCUACAUGCGCCUCGACGGCGUGCUCGUCCGCGUGCGCGACACGCGCGUCUACGUCGACUUUGACACGGGAGACGUCAUACGCGAGUACACGGCCAAGGAGGACAAGUUUGAGAACGUCAAGAGGAACCUCAUGAUGAAGGGCAUGCUUCCCGACGCCAUCACGACGGCGCUCAGGGACUCCAACCAGGUUGCAGAGCUGCUCCCUGUUGUCGAGCACGAUCUCGAGAACCUCAACCUGGCAUGAAAUUCCAUAAAUAAUUUGGCUUGCAGCAUGGGCCAAUAGCUCUUCUCUAUCGCAGCCGGUGGCGCCUGCUGAUUUUGGGAUCUGGCGUUUGGGUGUCUGGUUGUAGAUUUCAAGGUCGUGUCAUGGCUAGGGGCUCUGAAGUCGAGAUCAUGGUCGUCUGGUAUCUGGUCAUGUCACUCGGCGCCGCCGUUCUGACGUUGCAUCACAUCAUCACGUCCCAUAAUUAUACUUGAAAAGGAAAGAAAGAAAAAAAUAGGAAACGUAAAAUUAAAAUGCUUUCAGGGGGUAUGA